Yarrowia lipolytica CLIB122 is the source of this 1266-nucleotide messenger RNA. RefSeq lists its product as uncharacterized. The record is from RefSeq and is a predicted model, not a curated record. NCBI's taxonomy places the organism in Eukaryota, Fungi, Ascomycota, Dipodascomycetes, Dipodascales.
AUGGUGAAAACCAUCUACAUCACCCGACACGGGUUCCGAGCCAACUGGCUGACCGACCAGCCCAUUCCCCCGUCUCCCACCGGUAUCGAGAGUGAUCCUGCUCUUGCUGAGAAGGGAGUUGUCCAGGCCAAGGAGCUAGGUGAAUAUCUCAAGGACAUCAAGCCUCCCAUUCAGCGUAUCUAUGCUUCUCCUUUCUACAGAUGUAUCGAGACUGCGACUCCGACCGCCGAUCAUCUUGAUCUUGCGAUCUACCCCGAGGGAGGUUGCGGAGAAUGGUUCAAGCGAGAGAGAAGCUCGCACCCCAAGCCUGCGAGUAACGCUGUUCUCAAGGGUUUUUUCCCCCGAGUCGACAAGAAUUACAACAGCCUAGUGGUUGCUGGAGACGACGGAGAAGAUGAGGCUGAACUGCACGAGCGAACCAAGCGGUUUCUCAACGUGUUGAUCGAGAAGCUCAACAAGGAGGAGCCCGAAAUCGAGACUAUUCUCAUUGUAUCUCACGCUGCUCCCCGAAUUGCGCUUGGGCGAGCCCUAGUGGGUGACAAUUCCUUGGACAUUCGAACUGGUGUGUGUUCCUUGGACACCUUCGAGGUUGACAAAGAGGGAGGACUCUGUGGAGAAUGGAAGUUGAAGUCCUCUGGGCAGGUGGACUACCUGAGUGAGGGAGAAGUUAUGCAUUGGGGCUUUGACGUUCCUUUCGAUCCUGGAUCAGAGGAAGAUAUCAAGGCCCGAAAGGCUGCUGCCGAGGCUUCUGCUGCUGCUGCUGCUGAAGGCGAAUCCGACACAGUAUCUGUUUUCAUUCCCCUGAACGUUCCUCCCAUGUCCCGCAAGGCCGGGGCUUCUAGCAAGGUGUCUUCCAACGCACCAGUUCAGAUCUCUGGUCUCACUGAAGACAGGCCCUUCGUUAAGAUCGGUGACAGUGCCUACGAGGGUCAAUGGACCGAGCUGGUGGGCUCGGAAAUGUACUUCAAUGGUGCUACUGGAGAAUACGUUGGCAAGUCUAGGGAUCGAAUCAUGCUGAAGCCCAUGAGACUCCAUCAUAAGCAGGAUGAGGUGAUGCUUGAGCCCAAGAAGCGAGCCCAUAUUCUUGAUCAAGUUCACGCGAUCAACGAAGAGCGAGCCAAGCAGGCUGGAGAGACUACCUCUGGGGCUCCUGUUGACUCUGUUGACUCUGUGGAUCUCGAGGUUGCUGCUGCUGCUGUCACUGCGGCCUCUAUUCAGGAUCCUGACACUGCUGCUUCGCUCGAUGUCACCAUGGAGGAUGUUUAA